Molecule: messenger RNA, 1560 nt
Organism: Rhodotorula toruloides NP11
Lineage: Eukaryota; Fungi; Basidiomycota; Microbotryomycetes; Sporidiobolales; Sporidiobolaceae
Product: bud formation and morphogenesis protein
Exons: 7
Coding region: 1-1560 (519 amino acids)
Biological process (GO): maturation of LSU-rRNA; maturation of 5.8S rRNA
Cellular component (GO): preribosome, large subunit precursor; Las1 complex
Molecular function (GO): endonuclease activity
Source: RefSeq, a predicted model, not a curated record
AUGGUGCACCCGCGCAGGACACCGUGGAGCACACUGAGCGAGUUCACACACGUGCACGACCUCGUAUUCGCACACUCGGCCACACCCACCUCGCAACUCGACGCCCUCGAGACGAUCAACGUCUGGCUGGCACGAGGAAACUGCCCUCACGCCGUAGAAUCAACAGCAGCGCUCCUCACCCUCGUCCUCCGCGACUCCAACUCCCCUCACCAUGCCCCUCACUCAACCCACGACCUCCGUCUCGCCUACGCAAUGGCCAUCGUCCGAUUCGUCAACUCCCUCGUCGACCCACUCCAGACAACCUACUUCGCUCGCUCGAUCGCCUCCCUCGCGCAGCAGAUCCAGCUCCCGCUGUGGUUCGUCGAGCUGAGGCACCAGGCGACCCACGAGAACUUGCCCAGCUUGGGUGUGUUGAGGGACGCCGCGAGGCAGGCGCUGGACUGGCUCUACACGCACUACUGGUCUGCCGCGCUCUCCUCCUCCUCCACUACAUCCACAACCCCCGUCCUCCCACCCCUCGACCUCUCCCCACUCCGCACCCUCCUCCUAACAACCUACAAAUCCCUCUCCAAGUCCACCCUGCGAGAUGCGUCACUCGUAGGCCGAACGAGGGGGGAGAUGAGAGCUUGUUUGGGAGAAGUGGAGAGGUGGGUUGGGGAGAACUCCCUGGGAGGUGUGGGGGCGGGGAGGGAGAGAGCGUGGGAGGGAGUGGCAGAGGUGUUGUGGAGUGAAGGGGGUCUCGUACCUCUCGCUAAGAAUCCCUCCCUCUCACCCGACCUCCUCGCGCUCUGGACACCCCUCAUCACGCACCUCGACUCCCUCCCCUCCGCUUCCUCUUCCUCGACAACGUUCUCGGACGUAUUGAUCAAGCGCGGACUCGACAUACUCUGCACCUUGGAGGGUGGAGAGACGGCGGAUAAGAGCUAUGUGGCGUGCGUGAGCGCGUGGGCAGGCGAGUUGGUGAAGGAUGCGCCGGUCUCGCUCGAGCCGGAGGGGGAGGAGGAAGAGGGCGAGGGGGGAGAGGGGGGAGUGAGUCUGAAGGGAGUGAUCAAGAGCUGCUUGCUCGCUCGAACUCCGGCCGCGCUUGGGUUGAUCGACUCCCUCUUCGCCUCUCGCUCGCAAUCCCCCUCGGCAGCGGAAGACGCAGCCCUGAAGGACCUGAUAGACCGGACUACCCCGCUCCUCGCACUGGCGCGCCAAGUGUCCCAAUCCGCGUCCGGCUCAUUCGGCUCACGGGUCGAGACAGCGGAGGAGGCUACGAGACUUAUCGACUCGCUCGUGUCCCGCUCCGCCGACCUCGCCUCUCACUUCUCCCCGAAUCCUCCCGUUCCCGCUCCCGCUCCUCCCAGCUCUGCAGCGCAGGGCGAAGGACGAACGGAGGAGUGGCCGAGGAGGGUUCAAGGGUGGAGGAAGAAGCCUAUUGGAGCGUUGCCUGCGGGAGGAUUUGCGGGAUUGGACUUGGCACCUCUCCGCUGCUGCUCAUUGAGCAACGUGGUUCAGUUGGCUACUCGCGCUGCGUGGACAGGGCGGGAGGGAUGGGAGAAGGGUGAUGGAUGGUGA